AUGGCCGUGAGGUGUUGGUCGAACGAAGACGAUCUCGGUUGGUCCGUGAUAAAGCCAGGGAAAGCUAAGAGCUGGACAUUCACGACAAUGAACAUGUGGCCGUUCAAGAAAACGGAGUUCCGUUGCCAGUUUCGGAGCGGGUUAGGGACGACGAAUGAAGACAUAGUGACGGUUUUUUCGGUACGUGAGGGGUUUCUGAAGCAGUGUGAUGCAGCGGAAUCAGGCGUAGAUGAGUGUAUUUGGGUUGCGAAAAGAGACGGAUUCUAUCAAAGGAGAGUCGUAAAGAAUGGAGACUUUUUUUAA
Messenger RNA from Arabis nemorensis, 303 nucleotides. NCBI's taxonomy places the organism in Eukaryota, Viridiplantae, Streptophyta, Magnoliopsida, Brassicales, Brassicaceae. The record is from the annotation of a GenBank genome assembly.